UAAAUAGGCUUGCUCUGCAUGCUAAUCCAUAUCGUCAAUCACAUCACACUAGCCACUAGAAGCACCGGAGAAGAGGGUGUCAAGCAUGGCGUCCAAGGGUCUUCUUGUGUUUGCUCUCCUGCUUGCUGCUGCUAUCCUCGUCGCCUCAACUGAACAAACUCAGGCCAAGAAGGAGGAGAAAGCCGGCGUAGAGGGCUACGACGGCGGCGGUGGCUACCCUGGCGGCGGCGGCGGCGGCUACCCAGGCCACGGUGGAGGAGGAGGAGGCGGCGGCUACCCAGGACACGGUGGAGGAGGUGGCGGCGGCUACCCAGGCCACGGUGGAGGAGGAGGCGGCGGCUACCCGGGCCACGGUGGAGGAGGAGGCGGCGGGUACCCGGGCCACGGUGGAGGAGGCGGCGGCGGCUACCCGGGCCACGGUGGCGGCGGCGGCGGCGGCUACCCAGGCGCUGGCGGCGGCGGCGGCGGCUACCCCGGACACGGCGGUGGCGGCGGCGGUGGCUACCCUGGACACGGCGGAGGCGGAGGCGGCAGUGGAUGUCAUUGGGGCUGCUGCGGUCACGGGUACCAUGGCUGCCGCUGCUGCGCGCGCGCGGACGAAGUCCCGGAGCCCAUGUACCGCGCGGAGGUCCGCAACUGAGCACACGAGAUGCAGCUAUACGUACCUACGUGUGCGUACAACUCUACGUGAUGUUGUUCUGCACACGUACGUAUAGUAAGUUGCUGGUAAAUAUGGUCUCUGAUAAAUAAAGUGAGUAACCAUGCAAAAAAAAUAAAAAAAUAAAGUGCGUACGUAUACCGUAUACGUACGAGAGCCCGGUUUGCACUUUGCACAAUGAUCUUGGAGAACACACGCCCCUCUGUGUUCUUGUAUGUAUUAAUACCCCACACUAUAUAUGUUCUCCAUGUAUGUAUCAAAUUCCAUGUUUACAGUUAUGGGAAUAUGUUAUUGUGGAAUAAAAUCAUAGAGGAAUAUAGCCAAAGUUCUACA
This is a messenger RNA of Triticum aestivum (bread wheat), 991 nucleotides long. RefSeq names its product glycine-rich cell wall structural protein. The record is from RefSeq and is a predicted model, not a curated record. The transcript is spliced from 2 exons. NCBI's taxonomy places the organism in Eukaryota, Viridiplantae, Streptophyta, Magnoliopsida, Poales, Poaceae. Bases 86 to 640 code for a protein of 184 amino acids.